AUGACCAAAAUACGCAUCAGUAAUACAAUCACAGAUGGUACAGCAAGAGAGAGCUUGAUUGAAAAACAAAUCGGAAACAACCAACCAACAAAAAGUCAUAUUCAGGAUACAUUAACAUCUGCAGGAAAGGGUUUAUCCUACUUAUUAUCUUUGUCCUUCCUCUCUAAAAUUGUAACAUUUGUUGCAAAUACAUAUAUAAUAAGACAAUUAGAUCCAGGAACUAAGGGUUUUAUCUUUAAAUCUGAACUAUUUGCAACUACUGUAAUAUUUCUGUCCUCAGAAUGUUUUAGAAGAGCUUGUUUAAGAACAAAUUUGAAUGAAAGUAAUAAUGAAAACCAAUAUCAGAAAAUCAGAACCAUUUCUUUAUUGUCAAUUCCAUAUGGAUUGUUGACAAUGAUUUUUUGUUACUUUAUUUGGGGAACAUUUUAUUUACCAAAGGUAGAUUCUACAAUAUCUCCAUUAUUGAUUUAUAGCUUUGCAACAUUUAUUGAAAUUUUUGCUCAACCAAUGUAUAUUCUUUCUCUUGCUCAAUUGGCAUUUGGUGUUAGAGUUACAAUAGAAGCUAGUGCUUUAUUUAUCAAGAUUAUUUCUAGUUUUUUUAUUGUAAAUAUUUGCAAAACAGAAAAUGUUUUACUCUACUUUGGAUAUAGUCAAAUAUGUUAUAGUUUGACAAUAUUUAUUGGAUAUCUAAUUUAUAAUUUUAAAUGGAAUAAUGGUAACAAAUUAUUGGAAAAAUUUACAAUUUCAUGGGAUUGGAACUUGUUUGAACUCUCGCAAAGUUUUCUCUAUCAAUCCGUAAUUAAAUACAUACUCACAGAAGGUGAAAAACAUAUAUUAAUUCUAUUUCGUACUCAGUAUGACCAGGGAGUUUAUGAUAUUGUCUUUAAUCUUGGAUCUUUGGCAGCUCGUUUAAUAUUUCAAUAUUUGGAAGAAACCAGUUUCUCUAUUUGGAGUAAAUUGAGCAAUAUUGUAAAUUGUACUGAAAGGAAACCUUCCAAUGACGAAAUUACUGAAUCAGUUACAACAAGCGCCACAGUUUUAAUUCUGUUUUUGAAAGCAUCCAUUUUAAUUGGUUGUGUAUUUGCCUUCUUUGGACCUGCUUACUCUCACACUCUCAUUUAUCUCUUAUAUGGUGACCAAUGGGCCAAUAAUACUGAAGCUCCUCAGAUAUUAUCUAUUUACUGUUUUUAUAUUUUCUUUAUGGCUUUAAAUGGAAUAAGUGAAGCUUUUAUUCAUGCACUUUCAGAUAGAAAGGAAAUUAUCAAACUGAAUUACAUUAUGAUUCUAUUCUCUAUUGUGUACAUGUCUGUUUGUAUUACAUGUUUGUGGUUAUUCAAUUUGGGAACUAAGAGUAUGAUUAUUGCCAACUGUUUUAAUAUGUUAAUGAGAAUAUCCUAUAGCACCUAUUUUAUAGUUUUAUUCUUUAAGAAACACAAGAAUAAUUUGAGAAUGAAACCAAGUGAAAUUCUACAACAGAUCAUUCCAUCCAAAGUAGUACUAAUAGUACUUUCCAGUUGCCUUGUUAUUACCAAGGCUACAGAACUCUAUUUUGAUAUUUCUAAAACAAAACUGUUUUGCAUUGUCAGAUUCGUUCAUAUAGGUGUUGGAAGUUUGUUUUUAAUGCUUUUUAUUGUUUGCCUCUACAAAUUUGAAAAACCAUUCAUCAGACAAUUUACAAUGUUCAGAAGGGGUGAGAUUGGUACAACUUUAAAUGAAAAACAAGAGUAA
Messenger RNA from Naegleria gruberi, 1728 nucleotides. RefSeq lists its product as uncharacterized. Bases 1 to 1728 code for a protein of 575 amino acids. The record is from RefSeq and is a predicted model, not a curated record. Gene Ontology annotation, cellular component: endoplasmic reticulum membrane. Gene Ontology annotation, biological process: dolichol-linked oligosaccharide biosynthetic process; glycolipid translocation. The transcript has 3 exons. NCBI's taxonomy places the organism in Eukaryota, Heterolobosea, Eutetramitea, Acrasida, Naegleriidae.